Planococcus citri (citrus mealybug) is the source of this 2312-nucleotide messenger RNA. Its product is annotated as protein krueppel-like. Lineage: Eukaryota; Metazoa; Arthropoda; Insecta; Hemiptera; Pseudococcidae. Gene Ontology annotation, molecular function: DNA-binding transcription factor activity, RNA polymerase II-specific; RNA polymerase II cis-regulatory region sequence-specific DNA binding. Bases 740 to 1711 code for a protein of 323 amino acids. The record is from RefSeq and is a predicted model, not a curated record. Gene Ontology annotation, biological process: regulation of transcription by RNA polymerase II. The transcript is spliced from 3 exons. Gene Ontology annotation, cellular component: nucleus.
UUUAUUCAAAAUAGUCUGAUUAAAGUACGAGAUGAAUAUUCAAGAAGCUAUAAGUGCUGUAAAGUGAAUUAGAAAUUACAUCUAUUUAUAUGGCGUAAAUUAUUGGAAUUUUUCACAUUCUUGAAAAUGUGAUUCUGAUUCAAUCAAAAGCAGUUAGAAAGAAAGUGUAUCGCAUUAGCUUUCAAAUGGUAUAAUAACAACCUCAAAAUGUUGAAAAUUUUUGGAUGAAAAUUGUAAAAUACUUUGUCAACUACUGGGGUGUCAAUUAUUGGAAUGUCGUGUCAAUUACUGGGGUUUUUUGGACACUUUUUGAAAUGAUCAUAAAAAUCUCAAAAAUCCACUUACGAAUGUGAAACACAAAUCAAAAUGUAAGGAAAACUGUGUUCUUUUAGAUGUACUUACCAAAGUUUUCAAAAAAAUAUCAACUUGAGCUAUAGAUUGUUUUUUAUCAAAAAGUAUCAAAAAUCUGUUCAACUACUGGCGACUUUACCCUAGUUCAUUCUCAUAGGCAGCAGAAAAUAUUUAUACUCCAUAUUGCAUAACAAAAUGAGCUUCAUGUUUUCAGGUUUGACGUUAUUUUGCGCGAUCGUAGACCUACCGAAGUGUCGAGCAUACGUCAACAGUUCGCGAAGUUAUAACCGGAAUUCCAACCAAAUCUUACUCCUUCAAUUUAAUCGAUAAGCUACUUAUUCAUCGUCCUAUCAUCGUUGGUCAAUGGUCAUGUGCAGACAUUGUUGAAAUGGUGAAGAGCUCCAGUCCUGAGAUGAAAGAAACGAAAGCGCCUUGUAAUGUAUGCCAGAAAAUUCCGUGUAUCUGCUUGCUUUACAGAAUGGGGCAUAACCUGAUGGGUCCAAUGGUAUUCAAUCCUUCAGUACAACCAUGCAUAUCUCCGAUUUACAUGCAAGAUCGAAACUUCUACACGCAGAAUAUGGUUUACCCAGCCGAUGCAAAUUUUCUCUCUUACCCCGGCGUAAAUAUGAUGAUACCAGCCGCUAUUCCGCACGUAUCGCCUUCGUCAUCUUCAUCACCUCCGUCUCCUUCGUCACCUCCGUCGUCUCAAAAUUCACCCACACCUAGCAGACCACGCAGACCUAGUAAGAAAUUCAAAUGCGACUCGUGCGAUAAAUCGUUCGACUACAAACACGUCCUACAAAAUCACCAGAGAACGCAUACUGGCGAGAAACCUUUCGGGUGCAACGUUUGUGGAAACCGAUUCACCAGAGAUCAUCAUUUGAAAACUCACAUGAGACUUCACACCGGCGAAAAACCGUACUCUUGCGAGCACUGCAGUAUGAGAUUCGUUCAAGUGGCCAAUUUAAGAAGACAUCAAAGAAUCCACGGUCCAAUCAAAUGCAAUACUUGCGACGAAGAGUUUCCCGAUUCCGCUCAAUUGCAGAACCAUUUACGCCAGCAUAAUUUGAACCCUGCGGAAGAGUGUAAUAUUUGUAAUGUUAAUCAUCAACCCGGAAAAAAGUGUCCUUUGAGGAUAAACAAGCUACAAAUAAGCGGUACGAACGAUAUCGAUGAUGAUAGCGAUGUUGUAAGUAGCGGAGAUUCGCAAACGUCUGGAGGCUCUGAUCAGCACGUUUCAUACGAAGAUACCGAAGCGGAAGUGCCUCGAGCUUUGGAUUUGAGUACGGUUAGAAUAGGUGUAAGUGGUCCUAUUCAAUCCGAGCCCGAAGAUCUUUCUAUGAAGAAAUUUUUUCGAUAAAUACCUACGAUAAAUAUGUUCAAUACCUACUCAAUCUUUAAUCUUUGCAGUUACUAACUUUGAACUACAAUUUUAUUGUUUUUUUUUUUAUUAUUUUUUCAUAUUUAUUUAUUCUUUUACGUCUUCAUAUUUUAUUCUCUUUUUUUGCGUAUUUUAUAAGUGUUUUUUGAGGGUUGUGAUAUCUAUCUAUUAUUUUGCUAUUUUUAUAUAUUUUCAUAUUAGGUUUUUUAAGUCCAUUUUUUAAAAAAUCAAAAAAUAAUUUCGAGCUCAAAUCUGCUAGAGCUGAAAUAAGUAAAAAAAAAUUGUAUUUCCAUUAUUUUUUCAUUUAGGUACAAGAUAAGUCUUUUUAUGUGUUUGUUGUGAUACUCGUGUUAUUUAUUUCAUAUUCGUACAUUUUUGUACUCAUUAAAUUUUAAGUCAAUUAAACAAAAAAUUCAAAAAAAAAAAUUUCGAGCUUCAAGCCGAUAAAUCCGAAUUCAGUAAAAAAACAGACAGCCAUUUUUAUACUCAUUAUUUUUUUAUUUUGUGUUUCGUGAAUUUUAUGAAUUUUCUUGUUGAGCAUUAUUUAUCAUUGUUUUAAAUAAAAUUUAUAAAAAUUUUA